This is a messenger RNA of Amoebophrya sp. A120, 492 nucleotides long. The record is from the annotation of a GenBank genome assembly. NCBI's taxonomy places the organism in Eukaryota, Dinophyceae, Syndiniales, Amoebophryaceae.
AUGAAUAUGAAUCUACAUUCCGGCUACUGCAACACCGAGGGCAAGAAGAACCACGGCCAGCUUUCGCGCGGAGUCGUGCAGCGGAGUACAAGAGUUCAGGAAGGCAACGAAGCACGACAGAUAAAAAUGCCGAUAAAAAGCUGCGCUAUUACAGCUGCUACACGGACGUCGAGCAGAGGGCAACUACAUGCUGAGGAAUUGAAGACUCGCGUGUGAUUAGAUUGAAAGUGAGUUGCUAGGUUGUGUUAGAAGAUUUAUUCGUGAGUAGUUUUUGUGGUUGUAUUCAUCUCGUUGGAUCGAGUUUUAUUCCAACAGUGAUUAUAACUACAUCAUCCUGUUUACUACUACUGGGGUCAGCGUCUUCAGCGAGGACCAAUCAGUGUAUAAUUUGGACGAAACUGCUCGUGAAUUUAUCUUCAGCAAAAUACGUAGUACUUACUUUUCAACGAAAAUCGCCAGAAUUUGAAUCGAUAUCGAAUACUACAACCGUGG